This is a messenger RNA of Lethenteron reissneri (Far Eastern brook lamprey), 2962 nucleotides long. It is a transcript of the gene BAALC, whose product is annotated as BAALC binder of MAP3K1 and KLF4. The record is from RefSeq and is a predicted model, not a curated record. Gene Ontology annotation, cellular component: cytoplasm. Lineage: Eukaryota; Metazoa; Chordata; Hyperoartia; Petromyzontiformes; Petromyzontidae.
CACUUCCCCACACAGGCCCCCACAGCCCCGCCUCUCCACAGCCACAAUGUUCCUCGUUACCCUGGAAGGAUAACAUCAAAGCGCGCACGCCGGCCACGGAACCUCGGCACGCGAUUGUCCAUCGCGGCGUGCGUCACUGAGGAGCCGCGUGUGGGUCAACAGGUACCCAGAUCGUCACGGGAGGGAGGGGGGGUGGGUGGUGUUUAGCGGGGGUGGGGCUGGAGUGAGUGGUGGGGGGCUGUUUUUUUGUGGGGGUGGUGGGGCAGAGUGGGUGGGGGUAGGUAAGGAGGUGGGAGUAGUGCUGCGGUGGGAAUCAAGACAGCGUGGAGCCAAGGAAAAGCUCCGAGUGAGAGACAGAGAGAGAGAGAGGGGCGAACGGUCGACGCUCCACCAUUAAGAAUCUGCACGACCAACGAGGGGAGGCGACAGUCGGCGAGAGGCAUCGGUACCAAGGACAGCGGCUUCCGCACCGGCAGCGAGAAUCCGCGGCGCCGCCGAUUCAGCCCACGACCAUUACAGCGGCGCAAGGGACGAGACUCUGAUUGAAUGUCAAGGGCCUCGCUCGUACAGAGAAGGGUCCAGUAUAGGGGGGGGGUACCUAGAGGGUACUAAAGGGGUUCCCGCGGGGGCGCUCGAGUCCCAGAACCUGCUCGUGACUGGACGGGCGGUGGAUCCGUGGAGCUGUUAGCGUGGAGAUGGAGCGGUGAGGAGGGAUCGCAGUUCUGCCGCAGGCGCGUCGACCGGGAUUCAUCUCGGAGCCUCUUCCCACACAAGCCAGCGCCAUACAGUAUACAUUUAUAUACUGUAUAGCUACACAGACACUUGGCCGCACUGGGGAAGUGGAGGGGGGGGAGGCGAGGCUCGUCCACGAUGGGAUGCGGAGGGAGCAAAGCCGACGCGAUCGAGCCGCGCUACCACGAGAGUUGGACCAAGGAGACGGAGAGCACGUGGCUCACGGGCACCGAGUCCGAGGUGCCUCUCUCCGCCAUCCCCGCCGCACCGGGCAGCCUCGACGCGGCGUCCUGCGCCGACAGCGGCGACGGCGGCUCCCUGAGCCUCAUGAGCGCCGGGAUCUUUGACGACGGCCUGGCGUACCCGGCGCAGGCGUACGUCACGAUGAGCCAAUCGGAGCAUCUGCACGAGGCCGCCGGGCCGAGGGACUCCGCGCUGGAGGACGCCGACGCCUCCCCCCCCGAGGUCCCUUCGUCGGCCACGGGCGAAGGGUCGAGACGCCCCUCUGAGCCCCCCAUCGGCGCCGCCGCCACUACCGGCGAGGUGGCGGUGGUGGCUGCGGCGGAGGCGGAGGCGGUGGCGGUGGGCGGCUCUCCCGAGCGCUCCUCGCUCUCCGUGGAGCUCUUCCCGGCCACGAGGACGCACGCGCACCACGCCAGCACGGGCGCCGAGAUCACCACGCUCGAGAAGAAGAGCGUCAUCCGCACCGAGGAGACCAAAUGGCAGGCGAACCGCAUGUCCACCAAGCAGGUGACCAUCACCAUCACCAAGAGCAUCCGUCAGAUCGGCAAAUCGGGACGGAAGCCCGAUGCCACGGCCGCCUCUGCCGCCAAGCUCCAGACGAAGUAAAAGCAGGCCCCGUGAACUCAGGGCGGGAGGUUUGGGAGGUGAACUCGGAGAGUCGGGGGUGGGGGGAGGUGGUGGUGGGUCCGAAUUGUAUCCUGCCUGCAAUUUCGACCUCUCUCCUCCUCCGGUAUCCAUCAAAGACAAAGAAACUCGCGUGAGCUGUUGGCGAGCACCGAUGCCGGCGGGCACGGCACACGAGGGGGUGGGUGGGUGGCCAGCACCACCGCCCGACCGCCUUUGUCUCCCCAGUGGCGAUGUUUACACACCGCACCAGGAACUCGUUUGAGGCCGAGUCGACCUAAGGAACCCGGUCACUGGUGGUUGGCCGCGAGCGGGAAUCGAACUCGGGUCGCCGGGUUCGUAACCUCGACACUACCGGCCGCCUCCCGCACACACAACGAUACAAAGACAAAUAUCCCCCGUAUAGCCUCUGUAGGGGCAAGUGCUGUUAGCGAGCACCUAUAAAGGCCGGCACGGCACACGAGGGGGUGGGUGGCCAACACCACGCCCGGCCGCCUUUGUCUCCCUAGCGACGAUGUUUACACAUCGCACCAGGUACUCAUUUGAGGCUGAGUCGAUCUAGGGGAGGCCCGGGACCGGUUCAGAUAAUCGUCACCGGUGUUGGCCGUGAACGGGAAUCGAACCCGGGUUCGCCAGGUUCGUAGCGGUGCGCGCUAACCGCUUCACACACUCACACACACUCACACACACGCUCACAGACACAAUCACACACAGACACAAUCACACACACACUCACACGCGCACACACGCACGCACACACACACUCACAUACACACACGCGCGCUCACACACACGCACACACACACUCACUCACACACACACGCACACACACACUCACUCACAUACUCACACGCACACACUCACACACACUCACUCACACACGCUCCCCCGCACGCACGUGCACACAAUGCUGGCGCUAACUUCUUAGCGCACCAUCGUGCGCAGAGCUCAACACUGCCAAGCAAACACUGCCAAUCAAGCCGGCAGACACAGGGAAACGUCUCACGGCUACCAUAUGAAGUGUUAACACGGGACGGGCCUGAGCAGCAGCAGGAGCAGCAGCAGCAGGAGCAGCAGCAGUAGUAGCAGCAGCAGGAGCAACAGCAGUAGCAGCAGCAGCAGGAGCAGGAGGAGCAGCAGCAGCAGGAGCAGCAGCAGCAGGAGCAGCAGCAGCAGGAGCAGCAGCAGUAGCAGCAGCAGCAGGAGCAGGAGGAGCAGCAGCAGGAGCAGCAGCAGCAGGAGCAGCAGCAGGAGCAGCAGCAGCAGGAGCAGCAGCAGCAGGAGCAGCAGGAGCAGCAGCAGCAGGAGCAGCAGCAGCAGGAGCAACAGCAGUAGCAGCAGCAGCAGGAGCAGGAGGAGCAGC